Apus apus (common swift) is the source of this 3598-nucleotide messenger RNA. RefSeq names its product lipase maturation factor 1 (gene LMF1). Gene Ontology annotation, cellular component: endoplasmic reticulum membrane. Gene Ontology annotation, biological process: protein maturation. Lineage: Eukaryota; Metazoa; Chordata; Aves; Apodiformes; Apodidae. The coding region runs from base 36 to 1736 and encodes 566 amino acids. The record is from RefSeq and is a predicted model, not a curated record. The transcript is spliced from 11 exons.
CCCGCCGCGCCACGCAUGCUCGCUCGGGCCCUGACAUGGCGGCGCCCAGCGCGGCGCUGCGGCAGCGGCGGGGGGCGGCGGGCGAUGCCUCUUCCCGGGGCUCUUCCCAAAGGCCGGAGCGGGCUGUGGAGCAGCCGGUGGGCAACCGAGCCGGGCCGCCGCCCCCGGGCACCUUCUGGCUGACCCGCAUCGUGCUGUUGCGAUCCGUAGCGCUGCUUUACUUUGUGGCCUUCCUGGUGGCAUAUCAUCAAAACAAACAGCUGAUAGGAGAGAAGGGGCUGCUCCCCUGUAAACUGUACCUGCAGAAUGUCAAGAAGUAUUUCAAAGGGAAGAUCAACCUGGAUGCUCUCAGCUAUGCACCAACAAUCAUCUGGUUUCUGGACUGGUCAGACAUGGACAGCAUCUUGGACUACAUCUCCCUGUUUGGCCUGGCAACUUCAGCCUUUGUAUUGGUAACUGGGUGUGCAAACAUGGUCCUCAUGGCUCUUCUGUGGCUUCUCUACCUCUCCUUGGUCAACGUUGGACAGAUCUGGUAUUCCUUUGGAUGGGAAUCACAGCUGCUGGAAACAGGGUUCCUGGGGAUAUUCCUCUGCCCUCUCUGGACCCUCUCCCGCCUGCCCCGCCACACUCCUCCUUCCACCAUCGUCAUCUGGGGCUUCCGGUGGCUGAUCUUCAGGAUCAUGCUGGGAGCGGGGCUGAUUAAAAUUCGAGGAGAUCGCUGCUGGAGAGAGUUAACUUGCAUGGAUUAUCACUAUGAGACACAGCCAGUGCCCAACCCCAUCGCCUACUUCAUGCAUCGCUCGCCCUGGUGGUUCCACCAGUUUGAGACCCUGGUCAACCACUUCAUCGAGCUGGUGGUGCCAUUCUUCCUCUUCCUGGGACGGCAGAUGUGCAUCGUCCAUGGCCUUUUGCAGAUCCUCUUCCAGGUGCUUCUGAUCAUAAGUGGCAACCUGAGUUUCCUCAACUGGCUCACCAUGGUGCCCAGCAUUGCCUGCUUUGACGACAGAAGCCUGGGCUUCCUCUUCAGCUCCAGGCCUGGAGGGGUGAAGGAGAAGCUGGCACAGAUGCAGCUCCAAGGGGCAGCCAGGGAGCAGCAUCCCCUGCCAUAUGGCUGUUAUGUCCGCAGAGUGGUGAACAUCUCCUUUGGCCUCCUGAUUGCUUAUCUCAGCAUCCCAGUUGUCCUCAACCUGCUCAACUCCAGACAAGUCAUGAACACCUCGUUCAACUCUCUCAGAAUCGUGAACACCUACGGAGCUUUUGGGAGCAUUACCAAGGAGAGAACAGAAGUUGUCCUUCAGGGAACAUCCAGCCUGGAUCCCAAUGACCCCAGUGCUGUCUGGGAGGAGUAUGACUUCAAAUGCAAGCCUGGGGACUUGAAGAGGAGACCAUGCUUCAUCACCCCUUACCACUACCGCCUGGACUGGCUUAUGUGGUUUGCUGCCUUCCAGACCUAUGAGCAGAAUGAAUGGAUAAUCCACUUGGCUGGGAAGCUGCUGGCCCAGGAAGAGGAGACCUUGUCCUUGAUGGCAACGAACCCGUUUGCAGGCAGAGCACCUCCACGGUGGAUCCGGGGGGAACACUUCAAGUACAAGUUCAGCCGCCCCGGGGGGCAGCACGCCAGCCAGGGCAGGUGGUGGAUUCGGAAGAGGAUCGGCCCGUACUUCCCCCCUGUCAACCUCCAGGGCCUGAAGAAGUUUUAUGAAGACAGGAAUUGGCCGUACCCUGUGCGGGACUGAGGGAAGAGGAAGAGUGAGGUUGAGAGGGACCAGCUGGUGCUCCCUACAAACUGCAUGUCUUGCCUCUCUCUGUAUUUCUUACCCAUAUCCUCGUUUGCACAUAUUUUACAGAAGGUUCCCAGCCAACCUCUCCACCUGCUGUUGUUGUCUGGUUUUUCCUUGUUUCUUUCUGUCUGUCCUUCUCACCACAGCCUUGCCUGAUCUGUGAUUUCUUUUGCCAGGCUGCUCCAUUUGGAAAUGAUAAGCUCUAGAAUUUGGGAACAAGGUGAACAAAUGCAGCAAUUAGUUUUGGGUAGGUGUUGGUGUUGCUUUCCCUGACCCAUUGUGUUGUGUGAUGGCUGCAGAGGCACAAGCAGAGAUUCUGGGGCAGUCUCCUGCCUCCAGCUCCGCACCUGGCUCAUGUGGAUCUCCACAUGGCAGGGGAGAAACCACUUCUUCAUUCCAUCCCCAUCCCAUGUGGGUACCAGGACUGAGACAUCAAAGCUGCUCUAUUCCCAGCAUUGCUGUCCCCAUGCUGCCCCUACUGCCACCCUGAGAAGGGCCUGGUCAUCACCCUCUCACCACAGGUUAAGGACAGGUCUAAGCUGUGUCCUGCCUGCUGGGCAUGGUCUGCCUGUCUCACAGUUUGUCCCAGGGACAGCACGGCAAGCUCAGGCUGGGGGAAAACACCCUGGGACCUCACCCUGAAUUUCUCCUGUACCUCCUUUGUAGCCUCCCAUCUUCUCAGUGUCUGUUUAAAAUCACCCCAUUGUCCCACCAUGUGGGUUUUGCUUGAUGAGCCUGAAUCACAGUGAUGGGAGGGAAGUGGACAGUGUCUGAAGAAGCCAGGGCAGUUGAUUAUAACUGAUGGCUUGUUAGUGAUGGAUGUGCUUGCUAGCACACUCAGCUGCACAUAGUUCUUCUGGCAGGGGAAAAAAAACUGCCCAACGUGACCUGUGUGAUGCAUAAAACCCCUGGUGUGUGGGGCCUGCCUGCUGAAAGCCACAGGUUUGCUGAGAAACCUGAAAUAGCUCCUCACUGGAGCUGCCUGUGGGCUCCAGGACUCAGCCCUGAGGACAAGCUUGGCCCUGUGUGGCUGUUCCAUCCCCUUGCCCUGUCCCCUGCCCCAUGGCUACCAAUGCUCAUGGGUGGAGGGGCUGGGAAGGUGAUGGAGACACCAAGUCUGCCGCCAGCCCCAGCACCUUGAAGUGGCCCUUGUUUGAAGAGGCCUGGCAGCUGCCUGCUGCCCUGGGUUAUAACUGGUGCUUUUUGUCAGCAGCCCUGGGGCUGAAAUCCACCCAUCUGGGGUGGUUGGUGCUGGAGGGGUCUGAUCAGCUGAUGUUCAGGAGGAGCCGAGAAUCCCACAGGCACGGUCCAUGCACCCGGAGCAGGAGAGGGCAGGAGAACCAGGCUUUUCCCCCUGGAUUUUUGGAGCAGCAUUGGCCUUGCCUCCCCAAGGGGGGAAUUCCAGAGGCAAGAAAGCUACACUGAGGCUGUCAUCCUGCCAGGGCAAAUUCAGCCCAAGCCACAAGUGACAGGACAAGCAUUGUUACGUGCCGGGCUCUGACAUGGCUCGUGCUCAGGGCAGAGCCAUCCUCCCUGGGGCCACCAACAUGAUGGGGACCAAUGGCUCUGGCCCUGCCCAGCUGAGUCCAUCCCUUCCCACAUGAGUUGUGCCACAAGCAGCUGGAGGUGGUUGUGAAGGAAAACUGGAUCUAAACUGGCAAAAGCAAACCAGCAGGUAAAGCUGGCACCGGUGCAGGGCAGCACGGGCCAUGAUGCAGGCAGAGAAAUGUCAUUUCACGUGUUUCUUCCCCUUUUUGACUGAACGGGCACCACCAAGGGUGUGUAUCUGGAAAGAGAUUAAAGCAAACAGUUCUUCA